UGUUCGCAAUUUACAAGUAUUAUCAUUGGUGCCGCAUAAACAAUGUCGGAUAGAUUAGAUAUAGAAAAAGUUUUGGAUCUCUUAAAAGAGUUCAUAAUCGAAAAACCUAAAAUAGUAAAUAUGAUACUUGAAAAAUCUAACGAAAAUAAUUCGGAUGGAAAUCCAAAUGAACAAAACCCAAACUAUUCGGCUUUCGAUCCGCCUCCGAAUGAUACCAUCGAAGACAUUUCUAUGGAUGUGGAAGAUGACACGAAAAAUGAUCAAUCAACUGGGCGAAAGAGUCUUGAUUUAUCGUUACAAGAGCGAGAAAUUAUCACGAGAUGUAUGACAGAUGAUUCCGUUUCCGAUGAUAGUUAUAAUGGCGCGGUGAAGGUCAUUAAUUGUGUUUUGGCUGUCCAUCAAAUAUGUAUUUUGCCAGACGGCAAGGAUAGUUGGAUCAUCGUAUAUCGUCACAACAACACUACCCCAACUAAACAAAUUGAUGUGAUUCCGGUAUCACCAGAAUUUGUUUUUCGAAGAGAUUUGAAUGAGAAUUUACGAAAAGAAAUAAAAUCUAUCCGUAUGUUUAAGGAUCUUGAAAACCCGUUAAAGUAUGUUACUUGCGAGACGGAAAUCGACAAACCAGAACUACGUCAAGAUCAGUUCAUUUGGUCGUUCGCUGUAUCGCUAGGUCUCGCCAUGAAGCAAGCGACAUAUCCAGAAUACGAUUUGCCUUUUAAAUGGGAAAACGGAAACGAUCUUAUCAGAACGCGCAUUAGAAAUGCAAUCGCUGAUAUUUUGCAAAAUGGUUUAAUAACAGAUGAUCCGAACGGCACUGUCUGGCAACAAUAACUUUUUAAAUGAACAUUUUUUUACUCUUUUAUUUUCAUGCAAAUAACUUACAAGUACUAUCACAUUUUAAAUCAAUUAAUAUUUUCCGAAAAAUACUACGU
This is a messenger RNA of Contarinia nasturtii (swede midge), 932 nucleotides long. RefSeq lists its product as uncharacterized. The coding region runs from base 43 to 831 and encodes 262 amino acids. The transcript is spliced from 3 exons. The record is from RefSeq and is a predicted model, not a curated record. NCBI's taxonomy places the organism in Eukaryota, Metazoa, Arthropoda, Insecta, Diptera, Cecidomyiidae.